Molecule: messenger RNA, 1494 nt
Organism: Phyllostomus discolor (pale spear-nosed bat)
Lineage: Eukaryota; Metazoa; Chordata; Mammalia; Chiroptera; Phyllostomidae
Gene: SAMD10
Product: sterile alpha motif domain containing 10
Exons: 5
Coding region: 123-731 (202 amino acids)
Biological process (GO): cell surface receptor protein tyrosine kinase signaling pathway
Cellular component (GO): cytoplasmic side of plasma membrane
Molecular function (GO): protein binding
Source: RefSeq, a predicted model, not a curated record
AGACUCGCCGGGCGCAGGGACCGGCUUGGGCGCGGGGCCGGGUGGGGCGGGGCGGUGGCGCGCGUUCCCCGCUGGCCACAAGGGCCGCCCUGCGCCCGGCGAGGGGCGUGUGCGCGGGCCCCAUGUUCACGGAGCUGAGGACCAAGCUGAGCCCCCCGCGAGGCCGCGCCGGGGCUGUGCGCGCCGGCUUCGGGGAGCGCCGAGAUGUGGACGCCACUGCGCACUUCAGCUUCUGCCGCACCCUCCUGGAGCACACCGUGUCGGCCGAGAGCAUCCCCUGCCACCUGCCCAGGACCCCGGGCACCAGCCUCACCUGGCACGACUCCCGAGGCCAGAGGGCAGCUGGCGGCCGGCCGGUCAAGCUCCUGCAGCAGCCCGGCACCGAGGCCGCCCAGGGCCGGCCGUCCUCCGACCGCUGCGGCCUGUACCACACGAGUCCCCCGCUGGGGGGCCUGACGAGGCCUGUGGUCCUGUGGAGCCAGCAGGACGUCUGCAAGUGGCUCAAGAAGCACUGUCCCCACAACUACCUCGCCUACGUGGAGGCCUUCUCCCAGCACGCCAUCACCGGCCGGGCACUGCUGCGGCUGAACGCGGAGAAGCUGCAGCGCAUGGGGCUGGCACAGGAGGCCCAGCGGCAGGAGGUGCUGCAGCAGGUGCUGCGCCUGCAGGUGCGCGAGGAGGGGCGGAGCCUACAGCUGCUCAGCCAAGCUUCCUUCGGACACAUGUCCUAGUGCCGCCCGAGGCCGGAGCCCCAGACCCCAGCACUGUGACCGGAGCCCGCGGCAAAGACGGGGCACAGCUCCUUCUGGACCUUCAGGGGCGCCCGGGCCCGAGCCUGGCCCAGUGGACGGGUGGGACUGGGCUUGCCUGCUCCAGCCACCGCUGGCCGUGUGCCCAGGCUGUGCCGAGGGUUGGGCGGGUGGAGGCUCUGGGAGUGUGGGCCCGCCUCCGGGACCCGAGCUCCGGCCCACGCCGGGUGCUGCCAGUGGUGUUCGGGGCAGCCACCUGGAGCCAGAGCAGGGCUCGGACGCUCCCCCCCGACUCCCAGGGGAUGUGUAUUUAUAUUUCCUUCACCCCCAUCUUCCGGGGGUCCUGUCCUCUCCCAGGGCCAGAGGUCUGUCUGCCCACCCGUCCAGUUUCACACCCUCCCUGUGCCCACCAAGGACUGCCCACAGAGGCGGGGAAAACUGCCCGGCUCCCCUUGCUGGGUGCCCAACCCCUGCCCGGGCCCAGCGUCCACCCAGCCAAACGGACCCUGCCGGGCGCCUCGCCUCCUUACGUACGGGACCCUCACCACGCCGGCAGCCUUUCACAGGGCCCAGGAGGGGCAGGUCCAGGACCGCCCGAGCACGCAGGACCUAACGCUGUGCAGUGGGGACCCAGCACUCAGAGCCGGGCCGAGCCAGUCCUCUCAGGCUCAUGGAGGCCACCCGGGGGGGGGACAUCAGUGGGUGGGCACUCCCACUGCCCCUUGCCCAGGAAAACCCAGGUUCU